Molecule: messenger RNA, 1138 nt
Organism: Paramecium pentaurelia
Lineage: Eukaryota; Ciliophora; Oligohymenophorea; Peniculida; Parameciidae
Source: the annotation of a GenBank genome assembly
AUGAUGAAAAAUGUACAGAAAAAUAGGCUUUAUAUCAAUUUAUUAUUGAUUGGAAUGGUUAUUAUAGGAACAAUUAAUACGUUAAUAUAUAAAUAUUAAAAUACUACUAUAAUUGAUGGAGUUACAUUUAUACACCCUUACAUGCAAGUAAUCAAAAGAUUUAAUCAUAGGGAUUAUGCAUGUUUAUAGGUGAAUCAAUUUGUUUAGUGUUUUAUGUCCUAUUUAAUAUGAAAGCUGAAUAAGAUCCAAAUAAAUAGACUGGAGGGUUUAAAAGAUUAGCAAUUCCAGCAUUGUUUGAUGUUAUUACAUCAUCUUUGUAGAAUUUCGCUUUGAAUUUUAUUCCAUCAUCUAUUUUUUAAAUGAUUAGAGGAGGAGUAUUAAUAUUACAAACAUCUAGCUUAUGAUAGUAACUGCAGCAUUUUCAAAGUUCGUACUUCAGAAAAAAUUAUCAUUACAAUAAUUAAUUGGAAUUCUUUUGGCUAUUUUAGGUAUAUUCAUUGUUGGAUUAUCCAAUUUUAUAUUUAGAGAAUAAAAAAAAAGUGAUUUUAGUUGGGAAAUCAAACUAAUUUCAAUUUUCUUAAUCAUUUUAUCUUUAUUUACUUAAGCCAUUUCAUAUAUUUAUGAAGAAAAGCUAUUUUAAUAAUUCAACUAUCAUGUAUUCUACGUUGUUGGUAUGGAAGGAAUAUGGGGAUUAUUAACUUUUGGAAUAUUGAUACCAAUUCUAAAUUUUCUUCCUUGUAAUUUUCAUGAUGGAUGUGUAUUUAGAAAUAAUAAAGGCUAUUUUGAAAGCACUGAUCUAUUUUUUUAAUAAUUAGGAAGUGAUCUUUGGUUAACAUUGUCUGUAAUCUUGGGUAUUUUUAGCAUUUCAUUAUAUAAUAUAUUUGGUGUUAAUGUCACUAAGCAUGCUUCAUCCUUAACUAGAAGUGUUGUAGAUACAAUUAGAAUAAUUUUUAUUUGGGCUAUUGGACUUAUAGUCACUGCUACUACUUCUAGAGUUUGGGAAAACACAUCAUAUUUGGCUAAUUUAAUAGAAUUAAUUGGAUUUGCUAUUUUAGUCAUAGGAAAUCUAAUUUAUAAAGAAAUUCUUAUUAUUAAAUAUCUUUAAUCUAAGAAUUAAGUUUUACUUGUAGAAAAAUGA